GACGCGAACGGCGUUUCCGGAGGACGCGAAGUGCGUCGGACCGGCCAGAGGAGGUGGUGGAGGACGAGCGAAAGGAAGCUGGGGAUGGCUUCUCCUUCGUUUGCCCGUGGACUAUGGCGGGGCUGCAGCAAAAGGUUAAUUUCCACUGCAUCUGCUCCUCAAUUUUCAACAGCAGAAAUUGCUCAAAGGCGCAAUGAUCUGUUCACAAAAGAGAAAGAAAGACAACUGUCUCUUAAUCCACGGAUUGAGAAAAUUGAAGUAAAACAUGUGGGUAAAUCACAUCCCGGCACCUUAUUUAUAAUGAACAAAGGACUUUCCACUCCAUACAGUUGUGCUAUGCAUUUAAGUGAAUGGUAUUGUAUGAGAUCUGUGCUUGCCCUUGUAGAUGGGCAGCUCUGGGAUAUGUACAGACCUUUGACACAUUCUUGUGAAAUUCAGUUUCUUACUUUCAAAGAUGAAGAUGCAGAAGAAGUAAACAAAGCUUAUUGGCGCUCUUGUGCUAUGAUUCUGGGCUGUGUUUUAGAACAAGCAUUUAAAGAUGAAUAUUCAGUUACUCUUGUUAAAGCUCCAGAAAUACCAGUGACAUCUGGAGCAUUUUGCUAUGAUGUAAUCUUGGAUAGCAAACUUGAUGCAUGGACGCCAACUGAGGAAAAUCUCCGUUCUCUUUCAAAAGAUGCUUUCAGAUUAAUUCAGAAAGACUUGCCGUUUGAAGUGCUGGAUGUCGAUGCAAAAGUGGCACUUGAAAUAUUUGAAUAUAACAAGUUCAAACAGGAUAUGGUUGAAGAAAGAGCUUCUCAAAAUUCCAAAGGAGUAGUUACAGUGCACAGAUUUGGUGAUUUUGUGGACAUUAGUGAAGGGCCUCAUAUUUCAAAAACUAGUUUGUGUGAUCAGUAUGAAGUGACAGCAGCUCAUAAGCUUCAAAGCAGCCAGUCUGAAUUAAGAAGAUUCCAAGGUAUCUCUAUACCACACCAUUUAAAGCUUUAUCAUACAAUAUGGCACAGAUUACGGAAGAGAUCACAGAAACUGAUCAGUGAAAGAAGACCAAAAGAAACAAACGAUGGAAAUGAAAUUACAAACGUUGAACUAGCCUGACCUUUUCUCAUCUGUAUGUGUGGAAAUACUUAUGAAUUAAAUUGAGAUCGUUUUAAAGUACAGAUUCAUUAUUCAGAUCAAUUCCUUGAAAUCUUUGAGAGAAGGUUUUCAGAGACUCACAGAAAAUCACCCUUGCUCUACCAGAUUAGAAUUUAGAUGUAAUGGCAAUAAAAAAAGAUUGCAUAUCCAUGGGUGUUUUACAGUAUCUGCAGGCACUCAAAGCCUGUUGCAAAAUGAGAGAUGAGUUCAGAUACUUAUCCUGACAGAUGUUGGAUUUUCCUCUCAGCUUAAAUACCUCUACAAUUCACAGUUAAUGAAUAUGAGCAAUAAGCCUGUACAAUAAGCAUUCCAAUUCAGUUUGAAUGGAAGAUUCAAAGAGGGUGUGAUUGAAUUUGUGUUUGCAGUUUGAUAUUUGGAGGCAGAUUGAUUUGAACUAUUUAAACAGUUGGGAUUCAGAUUAGAAAAAAUACAUAUCCAUGGGCUGUAAGAGCAAAGCAUUGAAAUACCCACAGAUGUUUAUUAUUGAAUGAGAUAAAAAUAGUAGGUUCAGCAGACUUUUUAGCCCUGUCACGCUUCAGCUGGAUGCUACAAAAUAUUUUUGAAAUAAUAUUCUUGAACCUCUUUGAAGGCAAAGAGAGCUUGACUUGUGCUUACUGAACCAAUGUAGCAAGUACUCUACUCCAGUUUUAAAAUAAAGAUGUUCAGAAAAUAUUUUAAGAUAAGGUUUAUUUUCUGGAGUGCCAAGCCUUGCCCAGAACACUAAAAAAAUGCUUUGCUGAUUCUAUCUCUGGAUUUGCAUAGGAAAAUAGAUAUAUCAGGAUGAUUUUCUUGCUGCUUUCUGAAAAGAACUUUUUUCCUCCCUGUCGGAACUCAGUUGUGUUGUUGGCAACAGUUAGUCAGAGAAAUACAAUUCUAUAGAGGUAGGCAGUUGAGAAAGAAAAAAGCUAGCACAAAAAAAUAUUUAAUAUGCUUAUAACCUUUAUUUAAAAAUAAUAAUAAAUGUUUCAAUGUAUUACCAUGGUCCCUUUUUAGUUCUUACAAAGAAUUAAUUUUGCCCAAAUGACACUGAAUGUAAGCGUUAGCUUUCAGCCAAUAAUACAUAAUCUGAUUGGCCAGCCUUGAGUCCAUAUUCAGAUUGCUGAGAAUUGAGUUGAAUCAGUUGUGUAGGCAGAACUAGUAUCAAAGUUUAAUACAUGCGAGAGAACAAAUUUCAGUUUUGAAACUGACCACAUUAAAGAAGCCCAGAGCUAAGAGGGAAUGAAGUCCUUGCCAGUUCAAGAGAGUUCUGGUAAUAAGAGGUUAAAAAUUUGGUAGAAUUCAGACUAGCUGCUGAAGCCUGGGUCAGAGAGUUCAUCACUCUACUCUACCGCUAUCUCUGAUAUUUUCAUUUCUGAAAAGAAAAUGUCAACGUUGUGUGUCCUCAGUAAUGAGUUCAGAAGGGGCAAAGCAACCUUUUAAAGUCUGAGGUGUUUUGUAAGGCUAACAAAGUGCUUCACGGUCAUCUAGUUUGAUUUGCUGCUUCAAGGUGGUUCCCUGCAUUGAUUCAUGAAUGUCCUUUGAUGUGAUUAUUUUACUGAACCUUCCUCUAAUUAAAAACCAAAGCUUUAUACAGCACCAGUGACCAGACAUCCUUAGUCUCUAAUGUUUUCAGAUGUGCUGAACUGUCCAUAUCCAACAUUUCAACCUGCAAGAUUCUGACUGUGAAUUCAGAGGCUGCAAUCCAAAUAUUUGGAAGGAAUAAAGUUGGAAAAAGUAAUUGUUAUAUGUUUGAUACUAGAGCAAUGCUACCAAGUUGCACGUUCAAAUCUAAUCUUUGUAUUUAGAUUUAGUGUUCAAAUUAACAUUUAUAUAUUAGUAAAUGCUACUACUGUUUCACUAUAGCUACACUGGGCAUACUUUGUACCAACAUGAUAUUUUGAAAGCUUAUUUUAAUUUGAGUAUGUACCACCAUUGAAUGUAAACAGGAGGGCAUUGUAGCUUGUACAGAAAAUUUCUGAAGUUCAAAGUUGAAAUUUCCAUCUACUAGUGACAAUUUUUUAUAUGCUGGUAAAUAUAACUAUAAGAGAGAAAAACCAAUUAAUUAAGGAUGUAAUCAUGCUAUUAAAAUGGAAUUUGUAAUUUGUAAUCUUGUAAUUCAACAGCCUGAAAUAUAUUUUAGGUUAUUCCACUUUAACUGUGUACAGGUCUGGCUGUUACCUUCUUUUUUGUGUGUUAAUAUUUGGUCUUUUUUUGUGUGGGUUAUUUGGAAAGAGAUCAUAAUGCUGUCUGUAUUACCAUGGUCCCCUUGGUCAAAAGGAACAGCAUGAAUUAUCACUAUGAAUCCUUAAUCUAUGGAAAUAUCUUGGAGCCAAAUCAAAUGUCCAUUGCUUUCAAGAAUUAAUAUCAGUCAUAGUGUCUAACCACUUAGCCCUAUACAUCUACAACACGUUGAGUGGAUUGCAGGUAAUAAGGCUCUUUUUAUGUAGGCAAAAGCAUGUUAGUGUAUAAGGGAACUAAUGUACUCUUAUGAUAGUUGCAUUUGAAGCAUUUUUAAUGAAUCUCUUAGGAUCUCUGAUCCACUAUCUGCAGUGCUGAAGUUUUUUUUUAUUGCCUUCUUGAAAUAGCAGAACUUUCAUGCUUCUGAAACUCAGACCGUGGGAAGUGAGUUAAGUAAUAUAAAGUUUCUGGAAACAUUGAAACAACGAAAGGAGAAAAAGUGGUUCUAUGCCAAAGGAUAGGUGGGAGUAUGGAAAUUUUGAAAUGUGUCUCUUUUUAAAAGAAAACUUAAACUAUCCUGCUUUAAGAAAAUAAAAUGCAUUUAAAUGUUCUUUACAACUGAGAGCAUAGCAUGUUUAUUUUUCAGAUAUAUUUAAGAGCUGGAGAUUGUGAAUUAUCAAUAGUUUCCCUAUAUUUUAAACUGCAAAUUAUGUCAAUUGUAGCCAGUGUGGCUGUGGAUAGAAAUGAUGGGAAAUGUGAUCCGAAGCUCUAACUAGUAGAUAGAAAUUUCAACUUUGAACUUCAGAAACUUUCUGUAUGAGCUACAGUGCCCUCAUGUUUACAUUCAAUAGUGGUACAUGCCCAGAGUGUAGUCUGUGAAGUGAAACAUUUUAACCUGAUCUUUUUUUUUGGCUUCAGAAAUUUUUUUUGCCAACACAUUACGCAUCAUUUUAUUUGUUGUAACUUGCUGGUAUCAACAUGAAUGGGUUUUGGCAUGACAGAAAGAGUUGUAGUGUAUCACCUGUGCUUGUCAGUUGUCUACAUAAAGAUGUAUUGAUAAAGUGGUUUACUUUUGUUGGAAGAAAACAAAUGCAUGCUAGCAAACUGGCAAAUGAAACAGUUUCCUUUAUUUUUUAAUUUUAUUUGCUUUCUUGCAAACAGCAGCAGUAUAUUCCAUAUUGGAAAAGAGCACCACACCCUAUUAAUGCUAACAUGUAGGAGUUGAUCAGAAUAAAACACCUAUCACAAUUAGCAUUAACAGUGUAUGGCCUGCAGAUUUAGUGUAAUCCAUAAAGGUGAAGCUUCUGGAUAAUUCUCUCUAAUUUACCUAUAAUAUAAAAGCAACAAUGAAUUUAAGGCAAUGGGGCACAUGCUAAACAAAUCAAGCACUAUAACAUAUAAAAAUAAAUAUUAUUAAUAUAUUCUGUUAAUAGAAAUACAUCUCAACAGCUUUAUCUAUAACAAUUACUGUGCCAAUUUUUUUUAUCGAGUUUGGUAUACAAGUAUUAAAAAUAUUUAAAUUGGAUAAAAUGGUAUUUCAAGCAGAAUUGCAUAUGUGAAUUUUAAAAAAUAAGAUUAUUUUAAUUGUGUUAAAUAUCUGAAGGAGACCCAGUUUGGUGUACUAGUUAAGUCACCUGGCUUUAAACAGUUCUAAUCCCCCCCCUUCCCAAGUCAUGUAGCCAACUGAGUGACCUUGGGCCAGUAAUUCCUUCUCAGCUCCAGAAAGCAGGCAAUGACAAACCACUUCUGAAAUAUUUCUGAAAGAAAAUUGCAAGAACUUCUCUCAACAAUCACCAGGUUUCAACAAUAACUCAAGCAGGAAGUGUAGACCCGCUUUUGCUACUAAGCUAUGGGAAAUGAGUUGUUUAAGAUCACUUGAAUUUUAUGGUUGUAUGAAAAUUUGAGAUUAGACUUCCCAUUUCUAAAUUCAGGAAUAUUAAUCAUAGUAAUAUUAAUACUAUUAAUGUAAUACAUGAUUUGUAGAUUACCAUGUAAAUGAAACAUAAUAAUCCUUUCUCUCUUAGCACCAACUACUUGUACUUGAGAAGCAGUUUCUGGUGGUUUAAUACAGCAGGCAUUUUUGGAGACUUGGCAUUUUGGUUCAUAGUGUCUGCUUUUACUGUCCUAAAUUGCAGCUCCAGUAAUUGAGAGACCUAGUUUAAGUACAUAAACUUAUUUCCAAAGUUUUUCUUUUGGGGCGAGAUGGAAGUAAAUGAAAUAGCUUUUGUUUUCAUAGUAGUUGCAGUUAGUAAUCGAAAAACAAAGAGGAAGUAGAUGUUGGGUUAAGAUGUGGUAAGUUAAUUUAAGUGAUAAAUGGAAAUUGCUUCUUCCUUUUUAUUUUAAAUUAAACCAGUUAGGUAUAAUCACAAGACACAAUAGUAAAUGCCCAGAAGAAACAGUAAAUGUGAACUAUAUGAGCUUUUGCAAACAAAUGCUAUAUUAUAACUUUUGAAGAAAGUGUAAAAUAUGAUUACCAGCAUUCCAGAUUGCUCCUCUUAUGAACCGCAAUGUAUAUUCUCUAGUUGAAUAUUUCAAUCAAUGAUCUCAAGAUAACCUUGCAAGAGUUUUCCUUGCAAGCUAAGUACAUAAGUAAUUGGGCUUUCCUGUUUAGCGUAGCCAAGAAUGCCUCAUUCUUAUUCCUUAUCCUGAUUCAUAAAGGUUUGUGAAAAAGCAAAUGAUUUAGUUCUCUGUUGUCUUACAGACCUCAGAAAAAUGAAAUGCUGUCUAAGGGGAUGGAAUUGCUUUAAGUCAGGUAGUGGAGGUUCAGAUAUUGUUAUUAGUCCCAGUGUGGAAAUUACAGUAAUCUCUUCUCACAGUUACUAGUUUCAAUUCUGCUUAUGGAUAAGAACAUAUAUGACCUUAGUUAAUAAUGUCUACCCACAUAAAAGCCACAUAUUACAUGGUUAUUUGUAGGGUAUCAUUUACCUUCCAGAAAUUUUGAACUUUUAUUGAAACAUAUAGAACUUAAAAUGAUAUUUAUCCAACUGAUCUGUUCACAGUUAAACAUUAUUUGGAGACUUUAAUAUAUUUUUUUAAUGAAAGCAUACUUUGAAUUUUCCUUUCUUCUGUGAUGGCUAGUAGUAGUAAUACCCUGUAAUAAUAUGGUUAUAGAUACAAACCAGUCCAGAUGGCUAUCAAAGGCUACAAUUGUGUAUCCAUUAUCAAAGCAGAAUAAAAAUACUCCCGCUAACAGAAUUACAGUAUGUGUAGGAGAUAUGAUCAGCUUAGUUUUCAACCUUACAGAGUACAUUUGCAGGGAAUUUCCCUCUCAAAUAGAUGAACUUAAUGUAUCUCUCCCUCAGAGUUACCUGAAUUGGUACUGCUCAAGGAAGGGUUAUUACUUGAUUUCAUUUUAUGUGUCACUGAACCAUUAGAGAAACCUGAAUACUAACAUCCCUGAAUAAUACAUAUAUAACCCUAUAUUAAUAUAUUUAUGGCACUCUAUUAAUACGCUUUCUUGGAAGUAUUUGGUAAAAAAGAACAACCCUAAAUUAAAAUUCUUCCUAUAAAAUCAAAUUUUGUUUGACAUUUCACAGAACUAUCUUAUCUGAGUUGUAUUGUAGCAAAGAGAAACCCUCCCUGAAAUUAGUAAAUUGAACUGGAACUAUACACAAGAAAUUCAGAAACCUGAGUUAAAAUUUUUAAAAAUAUUCCAUGGAAGUUUUUAACACUAAAAUAAAUAUUUUUAAGAAAUGUAUAAUUAUAAGUACAUUUUCUAGAUAAUCAUUUCUAAAGGUUUAGUUUUUAAAGAGGAAUGCUGAAUAAAUAGCAUAUUUAUAAACAAUUCAAAGAGUGCAGUGUUGAAAACCAAUAAAAAUCAGUGGAAGAGAGUUGCAUUUAAUUCAAGUCUUAUUAAUACAGUGGUUCUUCAAUGUAAUUGACAAAUUUGACAAAUUACCUUGUCAAAAGAAAAAAAAUACAUUGUGUAAAAUAGUCAUUCUGUAUGUGUAAAUGCGGCCUAAUGUUAAAUCACUAGUGAUGAAGCUACUAUGAGUCUCAUAUGUCUUCUAUUUUGACAGAAUUAGUCUGGCCUGAAAAUAUUGUCUCAAUUUCCUAUGGCAUACAAAGACUACCCAUGGUUCCCACAAGUAUAAUUUUAACUAACUGUUCAUAUUUUUUAAACAAAUAUUCACAUUUGUUUACCUGUCAAUGACUCUGGACCCAUGCCUGCUCUGCUUCAUUGCAUCUUGUAGUUUUAUUUUAGAAAGAAAGAAAGAAAAUGAGAAAACACCUACCUGUUAUUGGAAGCUGUUUCCACAUAGACAUAAGUAGUUCAGCAAAGCAGCCACAGACUUCCUUUCGUUACGUUUCAUGGAAAUCAAAAGUGCUCAGUGUGUAGGUUCUAUUCUGUCUCUUUUGAGAAAAAGGACCAUAAAUAAUAAGGAAACACGAGGUUCUCAGUGGCCCAGAAGUUGCUGGAACUGGUCUCCUCUCUGGCUCUGCACCCUGCAUCCUUGCUGCAAAAGAUAGGCAAAGAAAGCCAGUCCUAUAAAAUCCCAAGAUCUUUUAUAUAAGUCAUGAAGGUGACUCAUCCUCUUCUAUGCAGGGGUUCCCCUACAUCUUUUUCUUCUUAGAAUCUAAUGCUCAGGUUUUUUUCAGUGGCAUUAUAAAAUUUCCAUGUAUGUUAAAAAAAACACUGUACUUUCUAUAGAAAACGGGUUGAAUAUAUGAAAUAACUAAUUAUUUGCAUUUGUGAUGUAAGUUUUCUAUUUUCAGUUGUAUGAAUGGAUCAAAUCUAUUACUGAGCAGUGCCUAGCUUAUCAUUGUGAAACACUUUUGUCAAGUCAUAGCAAAUUUUCCUCUAUCCCUCAAGUGAACAGAAAAUUGUGUCAAGUUUAAUUAGACAAUGCAGUUGAAGUUAUAAGGCAUGCAAAUGGAUCUAAAGGACUAUUGGAUGUUUCUGAAUACACUGAUAUUAAAAUUUUGUCAGAUGACCUUUUUUUCCCAAUCAUGUACAGGUAGUCCUUGAUUUACAACCACAAUUGAGUCCAAAAUUUCUGUUGUUAAGUGAGACGUUUGUUAAGUGAGUUUUGGCCCAUUUGACAACCUUUCUAACCACAGUUGGUAAGUUAGUAACCUGGUUGUUAAGUGAAUCUGGCUUCCCCAUUUAAUUUCCUCAUCAAAAGGUUGCAAAAGGUGACCUUGGGACACAGUAAUGGUACAAAGUAUGAAUUGGUUGCCAAAUAUCUGAAUUUCAAGCACAUGAUCAUAGGGAUGCUACAAAGUUUGUAACUGAAAAAUGGUCAUAAGUCACUUUUUUCAGUGCUGCUGUAACUUUGAACUGUCACUAAAUGACCUGUUGUAAAUUUAGGACUACCUGUACAUGGUGCUUAUGUGCUUGUUCGUUGUGGGUCAUAUUUCGUUGAUUGUAUCUGCAAUAAAAGAUAUCCACUGCUGUGA
Messenger RNA from Ahaetulla prasina, 8688 nucleotides. It is a transcript of the gene MRPL39, whose product is annotated as mitochondrial ribosomal protein L39. The record is from RefSeq and is a predicted model, not a curated record. Gene Ontology annotation, molecular function: nucleotide binding; RNA binding. Bases 85 to 1092 code for a protein of 335 amino acids. Gene Ontology annotation, cellular component: mitochondrion. NCBI's taxonomy places the organism in Eukaryota, Metazoa, Chordata, Lepidosauria, Squamata, Colubridae. The transcript has 10 exons.